UUCCCAUUGGUUGAAAUGGGUGUUGCCAUGGCAGCACUUGUAAACAUUCAGUCUGGGAAUCCUGGGGAAAAGCUGCAGAGAGGCUCUUUCUGCGGCUUCCCAGGCUACUACGGUUCCAAACAAGGAUCUGUCUGGUCACUCAGAUCUUCCCAUUGGGUGGAACCUCCUGGGAGCCAGAAGGCACUGAAGAGACCACUGCUGUGGUCUGGUCAGAGGAAAAUGGAUGUGACUAAAAGUGUCAAAACUCAGACGAAAAUAGAUGUGGAUGAAAGUCCUACAAGCCAGACGACAGCCACAGAAGACUACAGCAACCUGACGGAAACAGCUCUGGCUUCAGUUAACAGGGCCGUCACUGAUGCUGUUAAGGCUGUAGAAGAAGCUGAAAACCCCAUCAAAAACAUCACCUGGAUCACACACAGUGAAUUCACAGAAGAAAGAGGCCGUGAACAAAUUGAAGAGUUCAUUUUGACUUGGGAGCAUCAAGACAACUGGCUGCACUACACAGAACUCAUAGAGAGGAAAGACUUGAUUCACAGCUUCCACUACAUCUACUGUGUACGCUGGAGCAUUCCAACUGCUUCAAGACCCGUGACACAAGUUAGUGCUGCUGCCUUCUUCACCAUCAAGGUCUUCAAAAGCAAACCAGAUAUACCCAUUGAAGUCUCUUACAUCUUUGAGGACCAUUCAUUAGUUCACAGACCCGGAAUGACUUGCUUUCAAGGAAAAUGGCCGAAGGACAUUACUGAGUCCAAAAAUACUCUAAUGGAGUCAAUUGACUUCUAACGCAAUUGUGUCUGAUUCUUAGAGAAUGUUUUAGGAUUGGAUUUCUAG
Molecule: messenger RNA, 831 nt
Organism: Manis pentadactyla (Chinese pangolin)
Lineage: Eukaryota; Metazoa; Chordata; Mammalia; Pholidota; Manidae
Product: A-kinase anchor protein 14-like
Exons: 7
Coding region: 16-783 (255 amino acids)
Cellular component (GO): cAMP-dependent protein kinase complex
Molecular function (GO): protein kinase A regulatory subunit binding
Source: RefSeq, a predicted model, not a curated record